This is a messenger RNA of Thermothielavioides terrestris NRRL 8126, 1369 nucleotides long. RefSeq lists its product as uncharacterized. Lineage: Eukaryota; Fungi; Ascomycota; Sordariomycetes; Sordariales; Chaetomiaceae. The transcript has 2 exons. The record is from RefSeq and is a predicted model, not a curated record. The coding region runs from base 200 to 1273 and encodes 357 amino acids.
CCGCGGAAAGCAUGGCAUGUUCCAGGAGAUCCGGACUGAGGCGUCCAGCCAUUUGCUUCAAUAUGGUUUGUGUUCGCGAACAGCUGACAACACCCGGCUGGUCGUUCAGGAAACUCCUCCGAGGUAUAAGAACUCGCGAAACCACUGACAUGACCUCCAUCUUCGCAAUUUCGCCAAUCUAACAUCAAGACGAACGACAAUGGCCUCCUCAAGCACGACUGAAAUCUACCCCACCCUCAAGCCAGCGGACCCUACUCGGCCCAGCCUGGCCAAUGUUCCUUUGGAAAUCGCCCUCCACAUUCUCGAGUUGCUCUUCGGAGAACCGCAAAUCAUAGGUGUCGAAUUCGUUUUCCCGAACACCGAGGAUCCCGAAGUAUCCGAGCCAGACCCCAGUCGCACCAUCGGCCAUAGAACCAAGAUCUUCCUCGACCCGCCGCCGUUGCGCAGAUUCGAGUCGGUCUGCCGCCUCUUCCGCCACAUGUACCGCAAGACCCGGCCGACCCUGUGGGGCUCGCAAUUCGACUCCGGCGUCGACUACAACGUCGACCUCUCGCGCGACAUCUUCCACGUCCGCCUCUUUCCCGGCGUGAAGUACCAAGACUGGGACCCAGGCCACGGCUCGCCACACGACGAUCCGCUGGCCAACAAGCUCGUCGGCAUCCAGCGGUUGGCGACCUCGCCCAACUAUGUCUCGCCGUGGCGCAACCCAGAUGGCAUCAACUUCCUGCGGCACGUGCACCCGACAGCGCCCGAAAUCCUGGUGCUCGUCCCAGUGAGCGAUCUCAAGAAGGAGCUCAAAACCGACGAGCUGCUGACGCCCCUCGGCUCGCAUGCGCCGCUGCUGAACUUGGAGAGCAUGGAGACGCCGCCGGGGUCGGACGACGAGGACGAGUUCCGCGAGGAGACCGGGUACGAGUACGGCACCGACGUGCCCAGGCACCUCAGGUGGACGCCCUGGUGGAGGUACAGAGAGGAGCUGCUAGACCAGCUGCGCUGGGCGCGCGACAUGUUCCAAGGGCGGGCGGCGACGCCAGAGGAGGAGGCGCUGUGGGUAAACUCCUGGCGCCUAGCACCAGUGCCGAAGGUGACGGGGUAUUUGGUGGAUUCUCUCGACCUCCGGGAUGACUGCGCGCAGCCGCUGUAUGAUGUGACUGAUGACGACAUGGAGUGUCGGAAGGCGUGGGAGACGGAAUUCGAUCCGUCGGAGUGGGAGCAGCCUUACAAGGAUCAUCAGGAACUUUUUAGCCUUAGAAGGACGCCUGAGAUUCCUUAAUGGGGCAGGCAGUACACAGUAAGUCUGUUUGAGAGGGAGAUGAAUAUCCAUUGUGUAGACUGUGAUUUGCCUGCUGAAUGUGACUGUUCAUGUCUC